GACACUACCAACAAACAAACCGUUCAAAUUAUUGAACGAAAUGGAAUAAAAUAUUGGGAAAAAUUAUAUAUGCUGGCCAGCCAAAGAGGAACGAGAAAAAGAGGUCUUUUUUGGGAGAGAAGAAAAAGAGGUCAAUUUGGCAAAAAUCUAGGAUCAGGGGCCAGUUACAAAUUAACAAACACAACGAGGGCCACUGGUGCAAAAGUUACGAACAGGCAAAACUUCAACAACUCUGCCAGAUGGUCGCUUCUCUUGCCGGCUGCUGCCGCUGCUUACUCCCCACUCUUCUUCGGCGGUUCCAACUCCGCCAUUUCCCCACUCCACCUCCACUCCAAUACUCCUACAUUUCCCACCAACUCCCUUACCGCCGGCCUUCCAUAUUGUUCGCCGCCAUGAGCUCCGAUCAAACCUCAAAUCUCGACGAUGCCUUCAAGCAGAAGCGCCUCCUCCGAUCCAAAGUCCGCAAGUCCCUCAAGUCAAUGGACCCUUCUCUCAGAUCCCAAGAAGAUGAAGCAAUUCAGAACAUUGUUAUGGAAGCCCCAUGGUUCAAGUCCAGUCGGAGAAUGUGUGCUUAUAUAAGCUGCAGUGCUCUGCGAGAAGUCGACACAUCCAAGCUUUUAGCUCACAUCCUCCAGACUCCCUCCUCUUCUGAUGGCAAUUCGAGUGUUGCGAAGAAGCUAUAUGUUCCCCGAGUAGAAGAUAAGAAUAGUAACAUGAGGAUGUUCCUGAUCUCAAGCAUGGAUGAUCUGAUUGCUAACUCGAUGGAUAUUUUGGAACCGGCUGCUGUUGAUCGUAAUGGAAACCCAAGGGAAGAUGUUAUGGAAUCAGAUGAGCCAGCUGACUUGUUCAUUUUACCUGGACUUGCAUUUGACAAAUCUGGAAGACGCUUAGGGCGUGGAGGAGGAUACUAUGAUACUUUCUUGAGGAAGUACCAGCUCCGUGCAAAGGAGAAGAACUGGACGCAACCCUUACUUGUUGCACUCACAUAUUCUGUGCAAAUCAUGGAGGAAGGAGCUAUAUCAAUGACCGAUCAAGAUAUACCGGUUGAUGCUCUUGUUUCUCCAUCUGGCGUCAUCCCUAUCACAUCUGCUGCCUUAGAAAGAAUGCAGAUAUAACAUUUGACUCUCGGGCACUGCACAUCAGGAGAAUUCAGCAUGGUUAUAUGGCACGUGGGUUAGAUAGAUGCUGCUCAUGAGAGUUACUUCUGUAGCAUGAUUUGGCUUUUGCCCCAUAUACAUAUAGUUUAACAGAAUCUUGAAGGACUGGCCUAGAUAAACAAAAACAUCUGGGCUACCCAAAGUGUAGUUCAAAGGGAUUUGCUUUCGGUCGCUUGAUUUAUGUUAUAUCUUUGAAGUCAGAUACUUUAGUUAAGAUUCACUUUUCUUCUCUAGCUUUUUCCCUCCAGAUUCUACGACUAGAAAGUCCAAUGAACCAAUCCAACACAACUGAAUUUGUCCAAUUCCGAUGUGUUUAACUCUGUAACUAAAUCCUAUUAGUGAAGCUCUCACAACGCUUAGUCCCUUCGAAUCUGCAACUUUGAAAGAAGUGAUCCCUGAGUUUCAAAGAUCCAUGAUAACAUAAGCAACAUCGACCACAAUCCCCUCCAGCUAAUAACCCUAGUGCAUGUGGAGAGGUGACCCAGUAGGCAAGAACUAUUAGCCAAGCCACAGAACCGUUCCUCAAAAUCCUCCUAUUUCUAAUCCUUCUACUUAAGGGGCAAAGAGAAGCGCUUUUACUACCGGUCAGCGCGAAGGAAAAAGACUUCGCCGAGCGUCAUUCUCAUAGUGAGGCGCUUCGACCCUCUUCGAUCGAACCAUCUCAAACCUCAAGUCCAAGGUCCAUCAAUCAGAAAGAAACUUUCCUGCUCUCCAGUGUCCUCCCUCCAUGAUCCACGCCCUGCUCCAUGUUUAAGAGAGCCGGAAGUUUUAGAUUCCGUAAGUAGUUAAGUAAACUAAAUAUUCAACUAUCACCAACAAUAGCGCAUCUAGUGUAGUGGUAUCAUAGUACCCUCCCACGGUACUGACCGGGGUUCGAUUCCCCGGAUGCGCAGUUGCCUCUGUUUUUUCAUUAUUUUAUUUUACAUUCCUACCAGCACAAGAGACGAAUUGUUCAUCCAUUGCUGAUGCAAACUCUGGUGCAACCACUUUCACCUCCUCUGACUUCUUCAUCCCUCGUGUCAUGACAAAACUUCAAAAUCUGGUUGCCCCUUUUUUGCUGCAGUGUAAAACCACGUGUAAAACCCUAACCAAUACCGGAAUAACUCAAGUGUAGAGAUAUGAAUCUUGAGUUGAAAUAAGCCCCGGGAUUAGGU
Molecule: messenger RNA, 2311 nt
Organism: Linum trigynum
Lineage: Eukaryota; Viridiplantae; Streptophyta; Magnoliopsida; Malpighiales; Linaceae
Source: the annotation of a GenBank genome assembly